Messenger RNA from Amborella trichopoda, 796 nucleotides. Its product is annotated as putative pentatricopeptide repeat-containing protein At2g01510. The record is from RefSeq and is a predicted model, not a curated record. Gene Ontology annotation, biological process: RNA modification. Lineage: Eukaryota; Viridiplantae; Streptophyta; Magnoliopsida; Amborellales; Amborellaceae. Gene Ontology annotation, molecular function: protein binding; RNA binding.
GAACCCAUAGGCAUGUUGAGCUAGCCGAACGAGCAGCGGAAAGGCUCUUUGCCAUUGAGCCAAUGAACCCUGUUGGCUAUGAUCUAUUGGCUAAUAUAUAUUCAGCUUGUGGCCUAUGGGAGGGGGUUGCAAGAGUGAGGAAGAUGAUUCACGAGAGGGGAGUGAAAAAGGGGACCGCUUGCUCUUGGGUCGAAGCCCAAAUGGGGGUUCAUGUUUUUGUGUCCAAUGAUCGGGUCCACCCAAGACUAAGAGAGAUUUACGAGAAGCUUGAGGAGUUGGGAGAGGAAAUGAUGAGAUUUGGGCAUGUUCCUGAUAAGAGCUUUGUGUUGCAGCAAUUGGAAGAAGAGCAAAAGGUGCCAGCUUUGAGCUAUCAUAGUGAAAAGUUGGCAGUGGCGUUUGGGCUUAUUAGUAUUGAUGCUCCAGCACCCAUUAGGGUUAUGCAGAAUCUGAGGGUCUGUGGGGAUUGUCACAGUGCUAUGAAGCUUAUAUCACGGAUUCAAGGGCGAGAGAUAAUCCUCGGGAACUCCACCCGAUUCCACCAUUUCAACGAUGGAAUAUGUUCUUGUGGGGACUAUUGGUGAAGGUAAAGAAAAUUGAAAGCAACAUGUUACAAGUCGGAGGUAUGGGCUGCAGCUUAGGACUGAAGCGACUACUUUUUGAAGAAGCUGGAGAAUCUUGUAUGUUUUGGGCCCUCAGCCCUGCUUAGAUUGUUCUUAGAAAUUUUGUAAUUAUGGGCUUUGGAGCCUUGAACUUGAUUGUAUCACCUUUUGAACUAUAAUAUAAUGUAAUAUCUUUC